CGCCUUCUACAUUAGCAAAUAAACAUUCCGUCUGCCAUAUUCAUUUCGGGCGUAGUCAAGUUGAUUUGCGAGCAGCAAGUUGUUAAAUUGUUUACAAAUUUAGAAAAAAAUGGUACAAUUUUAAUUGAUUUCGAUAGGGAUAUUGCAGGAAGUGAUAGUUUUGUAUGAGUAGAGUGUUUUUAGCGGAAAGUUAUGGCGAUUUUGUGGCGCUGUUGCGCCCUGUUGGCGUUUCUAAUUGUAGUGGGUGUGUUGGCCCAGUACGAGUGGCAGCCGCGGGAUGCAUUCGACGAGGUUAAAGUAAAAUUCGACCGGGCUACUGCCGAUAAUUGCCCCAUUCUACAUGUCUCGGAUUUGUUCCUGCCCGAUGACACCGUUUCGCACUUGCCGGACAUUAAGGAAUUCGACCAGAAUUCAAUCUUCCCGAACAGGACGGCACUGCUGCUGCUGCACAACAUGGCGCUGACUCGGGGUUUCUUCUGGAGCUAUAUUUUGCAGAGUCGAUUCAUUAGACCUGCCAUUAAUGACACGUAUGAUCCGGGUAUGAUGUACUAUUUUCUUUCCACGGUUGCGGAUGUGUCCGCGAAUCCAUCGAUCAACGCUUCGGCGGUAUAUUUCUCGCCCAAUACUUCGUUCUCCUCGUCGUAUCGGGGCUUCUUCAAUAAAACCUUCCCCCGAUUCGCACCACGAACAUUCCGGCUGGACGAUUUCAACGAUCCCAUCCAUCUGCACAAAAUAUCCACCAUGAAUACGUUCGAUGUGCGCGAUUUGGGUGCCUUCUCGCCGGAUUCCAUUUCGCACGAUUACACCACCGAUUUCUACAAGAUCAACGAGUGGUACAAGACCUGGCUGCCGGAUUACGUUACGAAACGGCACGACACCAAGACGACCUACCAGGUGGAGAUACGCUAUGCGAACAACACGAAUGUGACGUUCACCUUCCACGGUCCGCCCGGGGCAGACGAAGAUCCCGGUCCGGUGAAGUUCACCCGGCCCUACUUCGAUUGCGGACGGUCGAACAAGUGGCUGGUGGCGGCGGUGGUACCGAUAGCGGAUAUCUAUCCGCGUCAUACGCAGUUCCGGCACAUUGAGUAUCCGAGAUACACCGGCGUGUCCGUGAUCGAGAUGGACUUCGAGCGUAUCGACAUCAAUCAGUGCCCGAAGGGGGAGGGUAACAAGGGUAAGAACAAAUUCGCGGACACUGCUCGCUGCAAGAAGGAAACGACCGAGUGCGAGCCCCUGGAUGGGUGGGGUUUCCGUCGGGGAGGUUACCAGUGUCGUUGUCGACCCGGCUUUAGAUUGCCCUCGGUCGUACGGAGGCCCUACUUGGGGGAGAUUCUGGAGCGGGCGUCCGACGAGCAGUACUACAAUGGGUUCGAUUGUAAGAAGAUCGGCUGGAUUCAGAAGAUUCCGAUCGAGUGGUACCGGCUGCCGGAGUAUACGCGGGAAAAGUAUCUCAGUCAUUACUAUGAGCACAAGAACUACACCAAGGGACCGGUGUCGUUGCACACGGAAAAAAUGAACGUGAACGAGGUGUUGAACUUUAUCUUUGGAGUCACCGAGAACACCUGCAAAGAUUUCCACCCGCAGGAUCUGGUUCUCAAUGGGGACAUCGGCUAUAAGGCGGACAAACAUUUCUUGAACGAAGCCAAAAUGGCCCUGCGAUUGGCGAACUUCAUUAGUGCCUUCCUGCAGGUUUCCGAUCCGCUGGAAGUGUACUCUGGCAAGCGAGUAGCCGACAAACCACUGACCGAGGAUCAAAUGAUGGGCGAAACCGUCGCUUUGGUGAUGGGCAAUUCGAGGAUUUGGUCCGCCGCCACUUAUUGGGACCGCAAUAAGUUCCCCAAUCGCACCCUGUUUGGCCCGUACGCUUACAAGACUCAGAAGAACUCGAGAAAGUUCAAAUUGGAGGAUUUGGCGCGGUUGAACAAAACCGGUGAGGAUUACACCGAGCUGCCGUAUUACAAAUUGUUGAAGCAGCGAUGGGCUUCCAAUUUUGACUCGUUGGAAAAGUACUACAUGAAGAUUCGACUCCGUCACAAUGAAACGGGGGAGCACUCCCAGAAAUACGAACGCUAUCCGAAUUUCUACCACGCGGCCACAUUGGAUCAUGGUUUCUGGACCGCACCUCAGUUCGAUUGCAAGGGCUACGUGAAGAAGUGGUUGAUAACUUACGCGGCACCCUUCUUCGGCUGGGACAGCUUGAAGGUGAAACUCGAGUUCAAGGGGAUCGUCUCAGUCUCAAUGAAUAUGCUACAGCUGGAUAUCAACCAAUGUCCGGAUGACUAUUUCGUACCGAAUGCAUUCAAAAAUACCCACAAAUGCGACGAGAAGACUUCAUACUGCGUUCCGAUCCAGGGCCGUGAGUUCGAGCUCGGGGGCUACAAAUGCGAGUGCCUGCAGGGUUUCGAGUACCCGUACGAGGACCCGAUCACCUACUUCGACGGGCAGCUGGUGGAGGCUGAAUUCCUCAACAUUGUCAACGACGACCGCAGCCGCUAUGAUACGUUCAAGUGUCGCCUGGCCGGCGCUGCCUCGCUGCGGGUGGAGUUUACCAUUGUCAGCGUCCUGCUGGCCCUCUGCUGGAUGGGUUUCCGCCGGUGGGGCCGAUAGACGUCAUCGGACGACGCCCCCUUCUUCAUUCGUUCAUUUGAAAAUUCUUUUAGAUAUUUUGUCGUUUAGAAAAAGAACGCCAGCUAUCUCAAAUAGCAAUAGUUUAAGUGUGAAGGAAAAGUACACUCAGGCACCAAUGAACAUUCCGUCCGAAACAUUGCAAUAAUCGUAGGUAAUCUAGUAAUCGAAGUAUUUUUUUUAUUUUUUUAACCAAUAUGUGCGAGCAUAUCAUUGCCGAAUGUGGGCAAACCUGAAGCCGUCCAGCGCAGUUUUAAAUUAACGUUAGUUGUUUUAGUUAACAUGUAGAUUGAAUAGUUUAUCGAGGAAGUUGCCUUAAAUAUAUGCAUAUCAUUAUGCAGUGUGCCUUCAGAAACCUUUCUGUUGAAGAGAUCUUUUUUGUACAAGUUGUAAGACUAGUUAAGUAAAUUUAAGGAUCAAGAUAAAUGCUUGAGGACAUUGAAA
This is a messenger RNA of Toxorhynchites rutilus septentrionalis, 3072 nucleotides long. RefSeq lists its product as uncharacterized. The record is from RefSeq and is a predicted model, not a curated record. The coding region runs from base 193 to 2610 and encodes 805 amino acids. NCBI's taxonomy places the organism in Eukaryota, Metazoa, Arthropoda, Insecta, Diptera, Culicidae. The transcript is spliced from 4 exons.